Didymella exigua CBS 183.55 is the source of this 750-nucleotide messenger RNA. RefSeq lists its product as uncharacterized. The coding region runs from base 90 to 377 and encodes 95 amino acids. The transcript has a single exon. The record is from RefSeq and is a predicted model, not a curated record. Lineage: Eukaryota; Fungi; Ascomycota; Dothideomycetes; Pleosporales; Didymellaceae.
GAGAAGACGCAGUAACGAUCACCGAGGCACUCGCGUUCGACGACUGGCAAUUGGCGCCAAGCUCGUUCUGGACGGUGGCCUCUUGAAGCAUGGUUUUUUUGGUUGGAACGAAUCUACACACGACCCUCUCCAACACAUGCACCAUACGACCCUCUCCAACACAUGCACCAUACGACCCUCUCCAACACAUGCACCAUACGACCCUCUCCAACACAUGCACCACACGACCCUCUCCAACACAUGCACCAGCACGCGUCACUUUAUGGCAGAUUCUACCCUUGUGCACCACCUGGCGCCCCUCUUCUUUCCAGUCUCCGGAUACGCAGGCUGCGAUGGACGCCGUCAAAGUGUGGUCGUGGACGGAGUAUCCAUUGUAGAAGUCUGGGCUGUGGUUGAAACCUGGACCCUGGCUUCACCCCCUCGUGCCGUCAACAGACGUGCGGCAGGCGCAACAGACACUCGAUCUGACAGCGUGCUACAGCGGCGGCGUCCUACCCUUGUAAAGUCUGAGUCGCCGUAAGAUGACUCGCGAGCCCAUGUUUCAUCGCCACGUGAUGUUGUUGUGGUGCUGUCAUCAAGCCCCUUUGACGUGCUUGGAUUCCCUCUGUCAUUUGUUCAUGGCGGGGGUGCCUCGACGCCGCUCGGCGCAGUCGUCCAACAGCCUAAUACACGCGUCCGGCCGCGCCGCUCGGCGCAUGAAAGUGAGGGGCACGACGCGGUGAUGAUGUAGUUGUUGAUUUUCGUUGGUUG